AUGCCUGUCUUCGCAUUUUCAACAUCGGAUGUACAUAGCACGAUACCCUUUUGGAAGACAUGUCUCUGGGAACCUGAGACAACUUCACUCCUUGCUCCGGAUCUAGUUCCUGAAACAGUAGUGGGCAAGGUUUACUUACUCAAAGGGAAACAAGCCGAAGACACAUAUUCAGCUGAUCGGUCAAAAUCCCAGAAAGUUCCUCUUCACGAUCUGCGAGAUAUGGAAGACAAACCGAAUUUGGAAACCGAUGGAUUCACUUAUGUUUCCGGAUGGCAUAUCAACGGAAUUGAGGAUAUGGUAGAAUUUUCUGAAGAACACAGAGCAGCCUUGGAAGCAGAUUCUGUUGAGCUCGUUAAAGAGUUGACAGGGGCAAAGUCAGCAUACACCUAUUCAAUGUAUUUCAGAGAUCACACUUCACCAAACGCGCCAAAAUCGGCUCCCGUCAUUCACUCUGAUAUGUCACCAGAAGGGGCUGAAUACAUGAAAGGCGUAGCACGAAAGGUAUUUUUGACUUCGCCGGAUCCAAUGGAGAUUAGAUUUGGAAAGUACAUGAGAGAAGGUAAAAAUAUUGCGAUCUUUAAUGUCUGGAGGCCGAUCUGUACUGUCGAAGAUAAUCAUCUUGGUCUUUGCAAUUGGAGAUCACUUGUGAAAGAAGAUGCCGUGAAUUUUAACAUCAAACCACACAACGGCCUCAGUUCAGCUCAAGCAUGGAAGUAUAGAGAAGGUCAACAGUGGUUUUAUCUCAGCAAACAGCAACCCAAUGAAGCAUUUGUCUUCAUGCAACAUGAUAGCCGCGCACCAGAUGGCCAUGGUAUCAAUGUACCACACGCUUCCUUUAAACUCAAAAAGGAUGCCGGUAAACCACCUACACGAAUGAGCUUUGAGGCUAGAGUCGUUGCAAUUCUCGGUACACCCACUGAUCCACCAAUCGAACCACCAAUCGGAGGAAGACUUUCAGAAUUUCAUACUUACAUGUUAUCAGGAAUUAAUCAUGUCAUCAAUCGAAUUAUCCCCACUUCAUACAUAGACGUGUAA
Messenger RNA from Melampsora larici-populina 98AG31, 1035 nucleotides. RefSeq lists its product as uncharacterized. NCBI's taxonomy places the organism in Eukaryota, Fungi, Basidiomycota, Pucciniomycetes, Pucciniales, Melampsoraceae. The transcript has 3 exons. The record is from RefSeq and is a predicted model, not a curated record. The coding region runs from base 1 to 1035 and encodes 344 amino acids. Gene Ontology annotation, molecular function: oxidoreductase activity.